Molecule: messenger RNA, 3150 nt
Organism: Amaranthus tricolor (Joseph's coat)
Lineage: Eukaryota; Viridiplantae; Streptophyta; Magnoliopsida; Caryophyllales; Amaranthaceae
Product: nuclear poly(A) polymerase 1
Exons: 12
Coding region: 610-2814 (734 amino acids)
Cellular component (GO): nucleus
Molecular function (GO): poly(A) RNA polymerase activity; RNA binding
Source: RefSeq, a predicted model, not a curated record
AACUCUUAUUUACCCUUUUUCCUCGUGCUUCACCUUCUCUCCCAAAUUUGCGAGAGAAACUUCUACUUCUCGGAUAACUGUGGCGGAAUUUUAAUCGAUUUCUCAAAUCAGCACGAAGCCGAAGAUUUGAAUAAUUAAUCAGCCCGCUUCGUUUCGUCUUUCUGUGUGUUAGGGUUUCGAUUUUCUCCUUUUUUUUUUUUCAUUUUCUCAAAUUGAAGGUUUUUUAGGGUUUUGCUGUUGUAUUAGAUUUAGCUCAAUUUAUGGUUCGAUUUUAUUGUAGUAGUAGUUUGUUUGUUUGAUUUUGAGGUUGAUUGUAUCUUGUAUCCAUAUACUGAGCAUUAACAUAUUUUUUUCUUUGUUUGUUCUUUUAUUUCCUAGUAUUUUUCUCUGCUUAUAUUUAUUCUAUUACUUUGAUCGAAUUCAUCUGCAAAAGCUUAUAUCUGAAAAAAUAAAAGGAAAAAAAAAGUACAAACGAAAUAAAAAAUAAAAAAGGAUUCUGGAAAUAAGCAUAAAAGAGUAGAAAUACUUGAUAGUGAUAAAAUCACAGACUAGGCGAAAAUAGAAAAAAAAAAUAUAUAGAGAGAAAUCAAUAAAGAGUUUGCUUUGUAAAUGGCUAGCUCUGGUGCCGAUAACCGGCAUAAUGGGCACGGGCAACGACUAGGCAUUACCGAGCCGAUUUCAUUCGGUGGACCAACGGAUUACGAUGUGACCAAGACUCAUGAACUUGAAAAGUACUUAGAGAACGUGGGUUUGUAUGAGAGUCAGGAGGAAGCUGUGAGAAGGGAGGAAGUGCUUGGGAGAUUGGACCAGAUUGUGAAAUUCUGGGUGAAAACUAUUAGCAGAGCUAAGGGUUUGAAUGAGCAAUUUGUGCAAGAAGCUAAUGCCAAAAUCUUCACCUUUGGGUCAUACCGCCUUGGGGUGCAUGGUCCAGGUGCUGAUAUAGAUACACUGUGUGUUGGACCUAGACAUGCCACACGGGAGGAAGAUUUCUUUGGAGAACUUCAAAGGAUGCUCUCCGAGAUGCCAGAAGUUACAGAGUUACAUCCAGUGCCCGAUGCUCAUGUCCCAGUGAUGGGAUUCAAGCUUAAUGGAGUGUCCAUAGAUCUUCUUUACGCAAGAUUGUCGCUUUGGGUGAUUCCUGAAGAUUUAGAUAUCUCCCAAGAUUUGAUUUUGCAAAAUGCAGAUGAUCAGACUGUUCGCAGUUUGAAUGGUUGCAGAGUUACUGAUCAAAUUUUGCGUUUGGUACCAAAUAUACAGAAUUUCCGUACAGCACUUAGGUGCAUGAGAUUUUGGGCAAAACGUCGUGGGGUUUAUUCAAAUGUUGCGGGUUUCCUUGGCGGUAUUAAUUGGGCACUACUAGUUGCUCGAAUUUGUCAAUUGUACCCCAACGCUUUGCCCAAUAUGUUGGUCUCUCGGUUCUUCAGGGUUUUUACUCAAUGGAGGUGGCCCAAUCCUGUCUUGCUUUGUGAGAUUGAAGAGGGGUCUCUUGGUCUGCAAGUUUGGGAUCCAAGGAAGAAUCCCAAGGAUAGAUACCACUUGAUGCCUAUAAUAACUCCUGCAUAUCCAUGUAUGAACUCUAGUUAUAAUGUCUCAGCAAGCACUCUGCGCAUUUUGACAGAAGAGUUCCAGAGGGGACAAGAAAUUUGUGCGGCUAUGGAAUCUAACAAGGCCGACUGGGAUACGCUUUUUGAGCCUUUUCCUUUCUUUGAAGCAUAUAAAAACUAUCUACAGAUCGACAUUAACGCCGAAAAUGCUGAUGACUAUCGUAAAUGGAAGGGAUGGGUUGAGUCCCGUCUUCGAACACUUACAUUAAAGAUAGAAAGGAGCACUUAUAACAUGCUUCAGUGCCAUCCUCACCCAGGUGAAUUCGCUGAUAAAUCCAGACCUUUUCGAUGCUGUUAUUUCAUGGGUUUGCAACGUAAAAAGGAAGUUCCUGCUGGUGAAGGCGAACAGUUUGAUAUAAGGAUGACCGUUGAUGAUUUUAAGCAAACUGUUAAUAUGUAUUCUCUAUGGAAACCUGGAAUGGAGAUCCGUGUAAGCCAUGUCAAACGAAGAAGUAUACCUGCUUUUGUAUUUCCUGGGGGUAUUAGACCUCGUCCUGCUAAAUCUUCUGGAGAAAGCAAGAGAUCGUUUGACAUGAAACCGGGUUUGGAUAAGCUAGAUGAUGCGAAGAAGAGAAGGAUAAAUGAUGAUCCAAUGACUAGUGUGGGACUUCCCAGGGGCGCAACAUCGUUGCCUUUAGAUGGGGGAAGUGGUGUCGGUAGUCCUAUCAGCAGUGCAACUUCUUUUGUAAAGGUGGAGAAUCAUCUUGAAAUGGUUGGACAAAUUGAUACAAGGACUGACACAGGUGACUCAGAAGUGUUGCAUACUGCAAAUUAUGGCGAACUUGAUGGACCUGUCCAACAAAUUCCUCCUCUCAGGACCACUUCAGCACCUGCUGCUUCAUCCAAUUCCAAGGAGGAGGAAAAGUUGGCAAUUGAAAAGAUCAUGUCUGGACCAUACGACGCUCACCAAGAUAUAUCUGAGUUGGAUGAGCUGGAUGUUAUGGAAAAUGCUAAUCAAGUUGAACAUUCUGGAGAAGCCACAAAGCUCUUGGAGGAGUCCUUGCCUGUGAAUGCACUGCUGGAAGUUGCAAUUCCUGGUGUUACUGCAGCCACCUCCUGUUCAUUCCCUAAUGGGAGUUUAGAGGAGCUUGAGCCUGCUGAGCUUUCAAUGCCUGCUCCUGUUCGAAUAAGCUCUGCACCUGUACAAAAUAAGCCGCUUAUCAGGCUCAGCUUUACAUCAUUGGGUAAAGCUUCAAGUCAUAGCUCGUGAAAGAACGAUAAUUAGGGUUCAACUUGAACCGAGCUUAGAGUUUAGGGGUGGAUCAAAUUUUGGAAGGCUCCAUAAUUAUUAUAUACCCCAUCUCAAGGAUUAUAAUAUAAUCUGUAUAAGAAUUUUACAUUGUAUAAAUUGUUAAUAAAUCCUGAAUUAGAUCGCUCGUGCCCUCGCCAUCAAUGAGUUUGUAGGGAGCUGAGUGUUGGUGCAUAACAGUUGCACCAACAUUUAUGCAAGGACAUGUUUUCAUAAUCAAAGAGCAUUUUUCAUCUGCUAUAUGUUACCUAUUUUCAUUUCAUGCAACUUUCGAUAAAUUGAUUUGAAGCGCGUAAU